AUGAACCUAGAGAGGAACAAGGAGGAGAAGAAGUUGCUGCUAUACCAGAAGAAGUACUUUCAAAAGUUGCGGGAGAGGUUUGGAGGGCAAUGCAAGACCAAACCAGUGACAGCACCUCUCAGCAGCCUUGCGGAUAAGGAGGUCGAUGUGGGAGCAGAAAUUGAGGCAUGGGGUAGCAAGGAGAAAGCGCUCAAAGCUUACCAAUCCAUGGUAGGCUCAGUCAUGUACCCAAUGUCAUGCACACGGGUUGAUGUGGCCUACGCUGCAAGUUUUCUUGGGCAGAGGGUGUUGCAGCCAGAGGGACACAAGUGGAAGGAGAUGGAGCGGACUAUCACUUACCUUCUGCAGCGGGAUGAUGAGGGGCUUUUGUUUGAAGGAGGAGAGGAGAGUCUAGAGCUAGUGGGAGGCGCAGCACUUGAAGCGCCGGGAUUCACGCACCUAUCGUCUCUCGCCACGCUCUCCGUGGACAUGUCGGACCAGGAGGAGCUGGAUCUCUCCAGCCUCGAGCACCUGCCAGCGUUCGCCAACCUCUCUCUGUGCGGCGAAACGGAGCUCGUUCUCGAAGGCGAGGACGCGUAUCCCGUCUCGUUCGCCCACAUACCUUUCCUUGAGUCGCUGGAAUUCAACUACAGCACUCCACGGUUCGACCUGCUGUUUCCGCGAGGAGUUUCGUGCAGCCGUCUCGAGCGGCUGCUUCUCAGCUGCUCUGACAAGCUCGAGCGCCUCCCUGACGACAUCGGAAAGCGGCUGCCACGCCUUCGGGAGUUGAUCAUCUGCGCCUCCCCUGAUCUAUCCGAGCUGCCUCAUCACUUCUCUUCCCUCAGCUGCCUCCUGAAGCUGACAAUCUCCGAGGUCAACGUGGUCAGCCUACCUGAAAGAUUUGGAAGGCUGCCCGUUUUGAGAGAGUUGUCGAUGCAGCAAGUGCUCAUCUCAGGUCUGCCGGAAUCUUUCUCUCAGCUCUCAAUGCUGGAGGUCUUGAAUCUGGUUGACUGCCGUUCAAUGGCGGCGUUGCCUGCAAGGUUCGGCAGCCUCCAUGCACUCAAGUCCCUCUGCAUCGCCAACUCGCCAAAGCUGGGUCUUCCGGAAGACAUAGGAGGGCUCACCGACCUUCACACUCUCCGAGUGACUCUAAAUCACGUACAAGAGCUGCUGCCGUGCUCGUUCACGCAGCUCAAUGCUGCACGCAUGAAGGCACUUCCGGAUGAUUUUGGAUCGGCCUUGCAGCAGCUGAGGCAGCUGCGCGUAGAGCAGGCUGCGGAACUGAGAGGGCUGCCAGACACUCUCACCCAGCUGCACUGGCUGACCUCCCUGGAAGUGCAUGCACCCAAGCUGGCUUCGCUUCCAGAUGGCAUUGGCGCCUUGUCCCGGCUGCGCCAGCUGAAUCUGGCCCACUGCACAUCGCUCACACGCCUCCCUUCCUCCCUCACCCGCCUCUCCUGCCUCCACAAGCUUAGCCUUGGCUACACCCCCGUGCGCUCUCUGCCCUGCCACUUCGCCCAUAUGAGCCGCCUCAAGGCUCUUGACCUGGAAUCCUGCAAGCACCUCGAGUCGCUGCCUGACGUUCACCCAGCUGCAGAUGCUGCAUAG
Molecule: messenger RNA, 1587 nt
Organism: Closterium sp. NIES-65
Lineage: Eukaryota; Viridiplantae; Streptophyta; Zygnematophyceae; Desmidiales; Closteriaceae
Source: the annotation of a GenBank genome assembly